This is a messenger RNA of Moneuplotes crassus, 1025 nucleotides long. The record is from the annotation of a GenBank genome assembly. Lineage: Eukaryota; Ciliophora; Spirotrichea; Euplotida; Euplotidae.
AUGAUUCCAUUGAACCUUAACAACUCAAUUAACCAAGCGAAAGAAGAAUCUGAUCUUGAUAUUGGAGAUCUUAAGCUGAUAUCGACUGGGUCUCCCACUAUGACUAUCAAGAGACCGAAUCUAAAACUCACCCUGAAGCACUUAGGAAAGUCGAAAACUAAUACGAAAUUUGGGUUUAAGAAAAUUACUUCCAAAUACGAAGUUGUCAAAAAUAUUGGCACUGGUACUUACUCUUCAGUAAAACUUGCUACAGAGAAGGAUACAGGCCGGAAGGUGGCCAUUAAGGUAUCCAGAAGGACCAAUUCCAGGGAAAUGGCAAAGAAAGAGUACGAAAUUCUCAAAUCCCUUGACCAGAAAACCAUAAUCCAACCUAUUGAAUUUAUUGAAAAUGAUAUCAAAGAUGAGUCCUACCUAAUAUUGGAGUAUUUUGCAGGAAUGACGCUUGAUAAGUACAUUGAAGAGUAUGGGCAUCUGAAUGAAGAUGAGACAGCUAAUAUUGCUCAGACAUUAUCCAAUUGCUUAUCAUACCUCCAUUCCAAAGGUAUAGCUCAUAGAGACAUUAAGCCUCAAAACAUUUUAAUCAACGAUGACAAAGAAAUCAAGUUAAUAGAUUUUAAUAUUUCCAAGGAAGGGAAAUCCAAGUGAACUGAUGAGGAGAAGCUGACAAAAUUCUCUAAGAUCUUCUACACCCAGAUCUCCUCCCCUCUCUAUGCUGCACCAGAAAUCAAAGGAGACAAGCUAUAUACUGAGAGCGUUGACAUCUGGGGUCUCGGAAUCAUUCUUUUCACGUGAUUAUUUGGAAAAAUGAGUGACUCUAAAGAACUGAUCUGCUUCAAAGACAAUACCAACAAUAUAGAAGAUCUGAUUCUGUCGAGUACUUUAGAAAAUGCUUGGCUCCAGCAGAUGCUCCUGGAUUGUCUUAAUGAUGAUCAAGACUUAAGGCCAAGCUCAGAGGAACUCCUUGAGUAUUUCUAAUAACUUAUUAUGAAUAAAUACUUUAAUAGAGCUUAAUUAUGAAAUAUUGU